Penicillium vulpinum is the source of this 2244-nucleotide messenger RNA. Its product is annotated as putative amino acid transporter. The transcript has 2 exons. The coding region runs from base 1 to 2244 and encodes 747 amino acids. Gene Ontology annotation, molecular function: amino acid transmembrane transporter activity. The record is from RefSeq and is a predicted model, not a curated record. Lineage: Eukaryota; Fungi; Ascomycota; Eurotiomycetes; Eurotiales; Aspergillaceae. Gene Ontology annotation, biological process: amino acid transmembrane transport.
AUGGCGGAUAACGGAGAGGGCUCGUCCCUAAAUCCAGCUCGAUCUGUGCCGAUAACCUCAUCCUCAGUGCGCUCGAGAUCCCCCGCACCUGAGUUCGGUAGCAGACAGGCUUCCAUGGCACGCCUCGCAUCACCGGUGCCCUCCCCUUCAUUAGGAACAUCCUUGUCGUCUCGACAGGGUAUUCCAGCCAGCCGACCUGUCACAAACACCACCACCGAGCAGGAGUUUUCCAGAUCGAUUGGAAAUCCAGCCUCAGUUCCCGGUCCUGGUCAUUCUAUCAUUGCAUCCCAACUCCAAGAAAGCCUUGGUCGCUCGCCGCCGAGAUUUGGAACUCCGUCACGGCACAACGGAUCUCCUGCUAUGCAUUCGACUCUAGAUAACCGGCCAUUAGCCUCUCAAUAUGGCUCUUUUGAUACCAAAAAUGGAUCCGAUUCCCCGGGCGUGGCUCCGUACGAAGAUCCUGAAGUUAUCAAACGGCAUCUAGUCACGGAACAUACAGAUAAUCAGUCGGAGAUUGCGACCAGCCUUGGUGGGGAGGAUAACUUCUCAAGUCUACAGCUUCAGGGCGGUGAUAUCACACGACAAGUUUACCGUUGGGCGGAGGAUGCUGAGGCGGAAGCAGCAGGGCGAUUCUUGCGCAGUAAGAGUUUCAGCGUCAGCCGACCAAGGCCCGAGGCUGAUACGGAAGACAUUGACACCAUUCGGGUUCCGGGAGGGUUCCGCAGAGAUUAUCUACGAAGAGCAGCUGGAAGUCCACACCGUGGAAGUGCCCACGGGUCAAAUACAGGGACACCCCAUGGAUAUGGCGCACCUCAACUGCCGACUACUAGCUUCCUAGAGUUCUUGACUCUCUAUGGUCACUUUGCCGGAGAAGAAUUAGAGGAAGAUGACGAAGUAUUAGGGCCGGAUGAGUACUUCUCAUCUGAUGCCUGGGACGAGCCAGAGGGCAGAGAAUCUGGAGAAGACGCAGCGCUAUUGCAACCUGAAACACCGGGUCUGAAGAAGAGAAAGCACAAGCAGCGCUCACCGGCAGGGACAACUACUGCAACAGGUGCUGUACUCUUACUGCUCAAAUCUUUUGUGGGUACUGGUAUUUUGUUCCUGCCUCGGGCCUUCUUGAAUGGUGGUAUGCUCUUCAGUAGCAUGGUGCUACUGGGAGUGUCCAUUCUAAGCUAUUAUGCCUUCAUUCUUUUGGUCAAUACCCGCGUGAAGAUCGAAGGAUCCUUCGGUGACAUCGGUGGCAUUCUAUAUGGCAAGCACAUGCGACGUAUCAUUUUGGGAUCAAUUGUCCUGAGUCAGAUGGGCUUCGUGGCAGCAUACAUUGUCUUUGUCUCGCAAAAUUUGCAGGCAUUCGUGCUAGCUGUGAGCAAGUGUGUGACAUUCAUUGACAUCAAGUACAUGGUUUUGUUGCAGCUGAUCAUCUUCCUGCCUCUGUCUUUGAUUCGGGACAUCAGCAAACUUGGGUUUACAGCCUUGAUUGCUGAUGUCUUCAUUCUUUUGGGUCUACUAUAUAUCUACUACUACGAUAUCAGCACCCUGGUUGACCAGGGCGGCAUUUCAGACGUCGUUUCCUUCAACCCGGCCACUUGGUCUAUGUUUAUCGGUACCGCCAUCUUCACCUACGAAGGUAUCGGUCUCAUCAUCCCGAUUCAAGAAUCGAUGAAGCAGCCAAACCGGUUCCCUGGUGUCCUGGCCGGUGUCAUGGUUGUAAUCACCUUUAUCUUCCUGUCCGCCGGUGCAUUGAGUUACGCGGCUUACGGGUCGGCUACAAAGACUGUCAUCCUUCUCAACCUCCCCCAGGAUGAUAAGUUUGUCAACGUGGUUCAGUUCCUAUACUCGCUUGCCAUCCUACUGAGCACUCCGUUGCAGCUCUUCCCCGCUAUCCGCAUUAUGGAGAAUGAGCUUUUCACUCGCAGUGGCAAGUACAACCCAUAUAUCAAGUGGAAGAAGAACGGCUUCCGUUUCUUCCUCGUUAUGGUCUGUGCCCUUAUCGCCUGGUGUGGUGCAAAUGAUCUAGACAAGUUCGUUUCCCUGGUCGGAAGCUUUGCUUGUGUUCCAUUGAUCUACGUAUACCCGCCCCUCCUGCACCUGCGUGCUUGUGCUCGCUCCAAACGCCAGGCAAUUGCGGACGUAACUCUUGCUGUCUUCGGCGUCAUUUGCUGCGUCUAUACGACAUACCUGACCCUCAUGAGCUGGAUGGGCCCUGAAAUCCCUCAAAGCCCAGGAUAUUGUGACUCUCACUGA